AUGGAGUCGAUGAGUAGUAGCGAGGAGGGUUUUGAGGAGCAAUGGGACGACAUGGCCAUCGUGCGGGCGUUUGAGGCAGCAAUGUUGGACCAGCGCACACAAAUUUCCACUUUUUCUCCGUCGAAUGGCGGCAAGCACAAGCACUUGAAGGGUACGAUGGAGGCAAGAACCAUGAGCGAAAUUUGCAAGGACGAUAAAGAGCGGUAUGAAAAUAGGACUACAGUCACGUCUGCAGCAAAUGAAACAGAGAAGCAAGGACGUCCGAAUGCCUUAAAUCGUCAGCAAAAGCAACGAGAAACAGCAGUACAGCAGCAGGUAUCAAGUGAUGUGUAUCAAGCUGCGUAUGCCCAAGCCUACGCGCAUUUUCAAGCCCAAUUCCAGGCUGCGUAUCCUGCUACUAUUUCCCAGCAAUUAAAUGGACUAAACGCGCAGGCACCUGCAGUCACAGUGGCGUCGACAAACAAUCCUCCACCACCACCGCUUGUUCCACCUACACCGACACCCUUUGCUAAUAUGCCUGGUGCUUCAGCCUCGUUUACUGGUGCAACAUCCGUUGCAGGUGGGCCCGACGACGGAUUGGCAAAUGUGCUUCUGGCAUGGUAUCAAUCAGGAUAUUACACCGGUCGCUUUCAGGCCAUGCAAGAAAUGAAGCUUCAUGGUCGUCGAUAG
This is a messenger RNA of Plasmopara halstedii, 669 nucleotides long. RefSeq lists its product as hypothetical. NCBI's taxonomy places the organism in Eukaryota, Oomycota, Peronosporomycetes, Peronosporales, Peronosporaceae. The record is from RefSeq and is a predicted model, not a curated record. Bases 1 to 669 code for a protein of 222 amino acids. The transcript has 4 exons.